AGCAGCAAGUAGUUUACCAAAUUCGAGGAAAACUAUGCCUCUGCACUCGCUCUACUACUCUUUGUUGCUUUGUGGGCUUAUUAUGAGCCUUGCCUUUUCUUUGAUUGAAGCGGCAGUAGCAACACCUACAAGGGGCUGCUCGGAAGUGGAACGGGACGCCCUUCUCAGCUUCAAAGCCAACGUCAAAGAUCCUUCCCACCGUUUGGCCUCCUGGUCUCCACAAAUAGACUGUUGCAAAUGGAGUGGCGUCGUAUGCAAGACGACCAACAACGCAAGUUUGUUCGGAGGCCAGCAUGUUGUGGAGCUCAACCUUCAAAAUCCAAACGUUGAUACCGAGUCUUUCUUUAUUGAUCCGCAAACUUUCCUUGCGUCUCUACGAGGAAAACAUGCAAGCCCUCUUUAGUUAACGAAGAGAAGACUACUGCAGCACAAACUAAACAUAGCAGAACUAGAGAAUGAAGAAUGCCUACACCUGUAAAUAAUAUUUUUGGAGAAGUUUUAUUAUGUCACUCUUAUGUUGCAAUUGUAAGUAUACAAUUUACACUAGCAAACAAAGACGUGAACACAUUGUAUAUGGUAAAAAAAAAAAAACAGAAUAGAGUCAAUUAUAUGGAGAUUUCGAGUG
Messenger RNA from Zingiber officinale, 625 nucleotides. Its product is annotated as polygalacturonase inhibitor-like. Lineage: Eukaryota; Viridiplantae; Streptophyta; Magnoliopsida; Zingiberales; Zingiberaceae. The transcript has 2 exons. Bases 35 to 403 code for a protein of 122 amino acids. The record is from RefSeq and is a predicted model, not a curated record.